Molecule: messenger RNA, 2196 nt
Organism: Cryptomeria japonica (Japanese cedar)
Lineage: Eukaryota; Viridiplantae; Streptophyta; Pinopsida; Cupressales; Cupressaceae
Product: disease resistance protein RPV1-like
Exons: 4
Coding region: 1-2196 (731 amino acids)
Biological process (GO): signal transduction; defense response
Molecular function (GO): ADP binding
Source: RefSeq, a predicted model, not a curated record
AUGGUUCCCUUCUUGGAAAGAAUCCAUGACUCUUCUUCUCUGCUCACGAAAACGUUUUUCAAUGGGUGGAAGAAAGGGGUUUUGAGGGCCUAUGGUGCUGAUAAUCAGCUAGAUGAAACCUUGGUGGCUACAGUUACAGUUUUGGCUAUGAAUGGCAGAAGGUUUCAUAGAGACGGAAAAACAAGGGAGGAAGACAUGGCGAAUUUUUUUGAUAGAGAUAAGGAGCAUUCAAGAGUUAAUAAAAUGGUUGAUGGUGGCUACAACAAAAAGGAUUUUAUGGCUCCUUGGGCGGACAUGACCGAGCUCAUCAUGAGUCUUGAAAUACAUGCUGAGAAUCCCAAUAAUCUGGUCCUCCAUAAAGGGCUUAUUAUGCUCAUUAUGGAGUACGCCAAAGCCCUUGGAGUUGUGCCCUCUCUCUUUGCGAAAGGCCAAAUCCCUAAUACUGAUGUUCAAGAUGUCUCUGUUUUAGAUAUGGAGAUGGAGGAUAGUGGGAGUGCCAAACCCCUUGUUGACCCUGAUUAUAAGCCAGUUGAAGAGGGUGAUAUGUUGUACAAGCCGCCAACAUCAAGAAUCCCUUUGCUGAACAAAAAAUAUCAUGUUUUACUGAGUUUCAGAGGGGAGGAUGUGAGAAAAAAUUUAGUAGACCAUAUUUUCGAAUCCUUAAAUGCUAUUGGAAUGCGUGUUCACAAUAAUAAGCUGAAGCGAGAUGAUAUCAAUGAGGUAAUCGAAAACAGCGAUAUCAAUAUCCCCAUCUUUAGCAGAAGUUAUGCUGGGUCAUCGUGGUGUCUGCAGGAGGUCACGUAUAUGUUGAAAUCAAAAGCACUCAUAAUUCCCCUCUUUUAUGACGUCCAGCCAUUCCAGGUUCGAAUUGCAGAGAGUGAAAGCCAGGGAAGUAGACAUGGCGAAGCAUUGCGGAAACACUAUUCUAAAGGCAGAUAUCCGUCAGAAACCGUGGAGGAGUGGAAACGGGCGUUGCAUCAAGUUUCCAGUCUUCCAGGGUGGACGUUCGACUCCAGAUCCUGCUUUGAAGGAGACCUGGUGAAACGCAUAGUCUGUGAUGUUACCAACACAUUUGAUAAAAUCCCCAUACACAACGUUGCAAAGCAUCCCGUCCAGCUUAACAACAAGGUACAAGAGGUCAUACGCUUGCUGAAUCUGAACAACCAAACCGAUGUGGUCACAGUCGGUAUUUGGGGAAUGGGCGGCUGUGGCAAAACAACCAUUGCAAAGGCCGUGUUCAACCAUAUCUUUCAAAAUUUCGAUUCUUGCUCUUUUCUCUCCGACGUUCGGAACAUGUCCCACAAGCAAUUUCGAGAACAGAUCAUCAGAGAGGUUUCUGCAUCGCAGCGAGCCCUGGUGGUUUUAGAUAAUAUUGAUGAUACCAAGCAGAUGGAGUUACUGAUGCGCGGAAACUGGGGCGGUCGGGGAAGCAGAAUGAUCGUAACAACGCGUGAUAAGCACGUACUAAACCUGGCACAGAUAGAAGUGGUUUACAAGAUGGAAGGACUGGAGUUUGAGGAAGCUCUGCGUUUGUUCUCUUGGCAUGCAUUUUUGAGGCCCGAGCCAGAUAAAAUGUAUAGAAAAGAGUCGGAAAGGAUUGUGGAGGCGUGUUGCGGUCUUCCCCUGGCAAUUGAAGCCGCGGGAGAUCUUUUGCACGACAAAAAGGAAUCUCUUGAGUACUGGAGGGAAGCGUUGAAUACCCCGCAGAGCAUCUGUCACCGAAAAAUUUACGACUCGUUCAAGAUUACUUAUGAUACUCUUACUUAUCAGGAGAAAAGGAUAUUUGUAGACAUCGCAUGCAUUUUCACAGGUAAAGAGGUAAAGCGGGGCAUCCGGUACUGGAAAAGAUUGAACUGGGAUGCGCAUACGGCCGUCACAAAUCUUGUGUUUAAAUCGCUUAUAAUGAUAGGCGAUGAUGAUGCAUUUAUCAUGCACAGCCUUCUCAGAGAUAUGGGAAAAGCGAUUAGAAAAGAAGAUAAUACCUCACGAUUAUCUUUCAGCCGUGUCCCUGUGUUGAUCUCUCGGUGCAAAUUGUUCAGGAACUUCUGUAAAAAUAAAAAGACGACUAUGGUGGUUGAAAGCACAAUUCCAGAUGAGAGAAAUGUGCAGGAAGCGAAGCGGUUAAUGGUUGCCGCUGAUUUCUUAAACAAAACUGGAUUUAGAGCUUUGCCCAACUUCGCUUUCAAUCUCUUGUAG